UCCAUGUCAAAACAGAGAAAUUUAUAUCAUGAUGGAUUUGAGGCAUAUUUUGAGCAAACCCAGACUCGAGGAAGAAUUUCAAGAAGCUCAAUGACUAAAGCUCCAGAGCUUUCAUACGAGGAGUUUAACAGGUAUAAUAGAUUUCUUGAUUUGAUCUGUACUGAUCCCAUCAACAGCUUGAAUGAAUUAUAUGAAUUUCAGUUUUCACAGUGGCUUUUCGAACUACGAGAAGGAUUCAAUUUGGUAUUUUACGGUAUUGGUUCUAAAAGAAAGCUCUUGUUUAGUUUUGUACAAGACUUUUUAUUGCCUUUGGAUCCACAUUCGAAGUGCAUUGUCGUCAAUGGAUAUAAUACAGAAUUUAAUUUGAGAAUGCUCAUGCGAGAAAUUUGGAGGGUAUGUUUUCAUAAGUCGUUACCAACAGCAAGAGAGACGAGAGAGGCGUGUAAUUUUACUCAUCUAGAAUUUAUGAAACCAAGAAAUAGAAAUAAAAGGCUUUACAUUCUACUACAUAACAUUGAUGGUGAAUCUCUGAGAAAUGAUGAUUUACAAUACAUGCUCAGCCAGCUUGUAAUUAUUAGGCAGGUAUCCAUGAUAUGCUCAGCGGAUAACUUAAACACGCCACUUUUUUGGGAUGCAUCGGUCAUUUCAAACUUUAACUUCAUAUGGCACAACACAUCGACGUUUCACAGCUAUUCAACCGAAGUGAGUUUCAAAGAUCCAUUGAGUAUUGGUAGGUCUGAUGAGCUUCUUGGAUCGAGAGGUGCCAGAUAUGUUUUGAGUUCCUUAACAGGUAAUGCUAAGAGUUUAUACAAAAACUUGAUCUUACAACAACUUGAGAGAAUUGACACAUACAUUGGCAAUGAUACAAAACUUUUGGAUAAUAGAGGUAAUAUAAAAGGCUCCCUCAAAACCUGUGUUUUUCUUAGAGACUUUUAUGAAUUAUGUGUCACUGAAUUCAUUAUUUCUAAUGAUAUUUCAUUCCGCACCAUUUUAGGAGAGUUUGUGGAACAUAAAAUGUGCAACUUAACCAGAGACACAUCGGGCACGGAGGUUUUAUAUAUCUCAUUUACAAUCAACGAAAUGGAAAAGUUAUUA
Messenger RNA from Pichia membranifaciens NRRL Y-2026, 1095 nucleotides. RefSeq lists its product as hypothetical. The transcript has a single exon. Gene Ontology annotation, biological process: DNA replication. NCBI's taxonomy places the organism in Eukaryota, Fungi, Ascomycota, Pichiomycetes, Pichiales, Pichiaceae. Gene Ontology annotation, molecular function: DNA replication origin binding. Gene Ontology annotation, cellular component: nuclear origin of replication recognition complex; nucleus. The annotation marks the transcript as partial. The record is from RefSeq and is a predicted model, not a curated record.